AUGCCACCAGCGACGCUUUCACGGACGGAACAGAGCUACUUGCUUGAUGGGCUUCGUUCGAAGCCUGCGGAACGUGCAGACCGGCGUGGUUUGCACGAAUACCGGAUGAUGCAGGUUGAUACGGAUUUGUCGCUGCAGGCUGAUGGCUCGGCGCGAGUCGUGCUAGGCAGUACCGAGGUGCAUUGUGGUGUCAAGGCAGAGAUAGAAUCGUACGAUGCGCCGCAUGUAAAUGUGCUACCAGAUGUGGAUUUCGCGCCGUGGCUCCCACCGAGUCCGCGUGUACAAGUCAUGGUCGAGUACUCGCCGGCUCUUUUGCACGAGCAUAAUGCGACAGAACUGGCGAUGAUUACCGAUACCGUGCAGGAUAUGCUACAAGCAUGCUAUGCUCUCACAGGCAACUCGAUUGGACCAUUAGAUGCGCGCCAGUUUAUCGUGGUGCCAUAUGCACGGUACUGGGUGUUGCAUCUCGACGUCUACGUGAUGUCGUGGAGUGGCGGGAAUGUCUUGGACGCUGUCUUUGCAGCGGCGUUUUGUGCGAUGUACCAAGCGCGGAUACCUGGUACCAAGAUCCUUUCUUUGGACAAAGCGGCUGCGCGGCAAGAUGACGAGGUAGAUCAAGACGAUCCAGCUGGUAUCAAGUUUAUUACGCGAGGCCGGAAGCCAUCGUCGUCGGCUGCCAUUGACGAUGCUGUGGACUUUACUUUGGAGAAUGAGUGGGAUCAUGGGCAUCUUUUGGCUGGUCGUGAGGAUGUGCCUGUAUGCAUUACUAUAUACCCCUUUGAGGACACAUAUCUCCUCGAUCCCACGCUCGAAGAAGAGACGGCCCUGUCGUCUGGCAUCGCUGUGCUUGCCUCUGCUCGUGGACAGAUCUACGGCAUUCGACAGCGAGGUAGUGGCGAGUUGACACUCGAUGCGAUACACAAGGCGGCGGACGUGGGUACAUCCUAUGCAAAGCAGCUCGCUCAGACUUUACAGGCGCGUUUCGUAUAG
Molecule: messenger RNA, 990 nt
Organism: Malassezia restricta
Lineage: Eukaryota; Fungi; Basidiomycota; Malasseziomycetes; Malasseziales; Malasseziaceae
Product: exosome complex component RRP42
Exons: 1
Coding region: 1-990 (329 amino acids)
Biological process (GO): nuclear mRNA surveillance; exonucleolytic trimming to generate mature 3'-end of 5.8S rRNA from tricistronic rRNA transcript (SSU-rRNA, 5.8S rRNA, LSU-rRNA); nuclear polyadenylation-dependent mRNA catabolic process
Cellular component (GO): cytoplasmic exosome (RNase complex); nuclear exosome (RNase complex)
Source: RefSeq, a predicted model, not a curated record